UUCUAGCGCUUCAGUUUUCACUCGGUUCAGCCUCAAAAUCUCAAUUCCAAUGGUAGGCGGCUUCGAAGUUGGUGCCGUCCCUUUCAAUCCCGACGGUUGGGGUCCGCCGGACGCCACCGUUACCCCCACGACCACCUCCACACUCCCUCUCAACGUCCCCUUCGCUCCCUUCUCUCGCUCUGAAAAGCUCGGCCGAAUCGCUGAUUUCACUCGCAAUCUUAACCAAGGCCAAGGCGGAGCUGGUGGGCGAAAAAACGCUGCAUCCGACUCCGUCUUCGACUUCACUGCCGACGAUUCCUUCCCCUCCGCCGCUGACAACGACUCCUCCUUCCGUCUCGUUGACGGGAAGCCUCCUCCGCGGCCGAAGUUUGGACCUAAGUGGCGGUUCAACCAGCACAACCGCCCUCAGCUACCGCAACGUCGCGAUGAGGAAGUGGAGGCGAAGAAGCGCGAGGCGGAGAAAGAGAGGGCUCGUAGGGACCGGCAUUAUAAUCAAAACCGGUCCAAUCAGAAUCAGCCACGUAGGGAAGCGGCAGUGUUUAAGAGUUCUGUGGAGAUCCAACCUGAAUGGAAUAUGCUUGAUCAGAUUCCGUUUAGUACAUUUACGAAACUCUCUUUCUCGGUCCCGGAACCAGAGGAUUUGAUUUUAUGUGGCGGGCUAGAGUUUUAUGAUAAGAGUUUUGAUAGAAUCACACCGAAAGCAGAGCGGAGAUUGGAAAGGUUUAAGAAUAGGAAUUUCUUUAAGGUAACUACCACUGAUGAUCCUGUUAUUAGAAGAUUAGCUAAUGAAGACAAAGCUACCGUUUUUGCUACUGAUAAUAUUUUAGCUACGUUGAUGUGCGCAACCCGCUCUGUUUAUUCUUGGGAUAUUGUGGUUCAAAGGGUGGGAAAUAAGUUGUUUUUUGAUAAAAGAGAUGGAUCUCAGCUUGAUUUGUUGUCAGUUCACGAGACAUCACAGGAGCCUUUACCAGAGGCUAAGGAUGAUAUAAACUCGGCAUAUUCAUUGAGUGUUGAGGCUGCUUAUAUUAAUCAGAACUUUUCGCAGCAAGUUUUGUUUAGGGAUGGGAAUAAGGUUGCAUUUGAUGAGCCUAACCCGUUUGCCAAUGAAGGGGAGGAGGUUGCAUCCGUGGCUUAUAAGUAUAGGAGGUGGAAAUUGGAUGAUGAUAUGCAUCUUGUUGCUAGGUGUGAAGUGCAGAGUGUUGUUGAGGUUAAUAAGCAAAGGUCGUUCUUGACAUUGAAUGCGCUUAAUGAGUUUGAUCCCAAGUAUUCUGGUGUUGAUUGGAGACAGAAGUUGGAGACUCAAAGGGGUGCUGUUUUGGCUACUGAAUUGAAGAACAAUGCGAAUAAAUUGGCUAAAUGGACUGCUCAAGCUUUGUUGGCUAGUGCUGAUAUGAUGAAGUUAGGGUAUGUUUCUAGGGUCCAUCCAAGGGAUCAUUUCAAUCAUGUGAUUUUGGCUGUUGUUGGAUAUAAGCCUAAGGACUUUGCUUCUCAGAUUAAUUUGAAUACGUCCAACAUGUGGGGUAUUGUCAAGAGUAUUGUUGACUUGUGCAUGAAAUUGAAUGAGGGUAAGUAUGUGCUGGUGAAAGACCCGUCUAAGCCACAAGUGAGGAUUUAUGAGGUUCCUGCUGAUGCGUUUGAGAAUGAUUAUGUGGAGGAGCCUUUGCCCGAGGAGGAACAAGCCCAGCCUCCUGAGGAGAAUGCUGAGAAUGCCGAGGCAAAUGGGGUUACCAAUGAUGUGGAAGAUAAAGAGAUUGAUGUUCAAGCUUGAAGAUCGAUCUUGGUUUUGCUGUGAACAGAAGUCCCAGGUCACAAAUGGCAUUUGCAAUUUGAGCAUCCCUCCAGGAUUGUGGUCCAGGGAGCCCUCUGUUUUAUUUUUAUUUAUUUUUGGUUCUCGUCAACUUGCGCUCUGCUGUUGCAAUUUGAUCACAAAAUUUGAAGCAUCAGGUGCUUGCCUUUUUUUUAGAUUUUGCUGUACCGAAUCUGUAGUGGUGCUGGAGUUUUCUACUUUUCUUCGCCUGGAAACAAGAUUAUAUAUUAUUUGGGAACUUGUAUGAUCCGCAUGCUGGAAAAUGAAGGCAUAAAACAUUCGUCU
This is a messenger RNA of Populus nigra (black poplar), 2092 nucleotides long. RefSeq names its product eukaryotic translation initiation factor 3 subunit D-like. Lineage: Eukaryota; Viridiplantae; Streptophyta; Magnoliopsida; Malpighiales; Salicaceae. The record is from RefSeq and is a predicted model, not a curated record. Gene Ontology annotation, cellular component: cytoplasm; eukaryotic translation initiation factor 3 complex. Bases 50 to 1768 code for a protein of 572 amino acids. Gene Ontology annotation, molecular function: translation initiation factor activity. Gene Ontology annotation, biological process: translational initiation. The transcript is spliced from 2 exons.